AUGGAUGACAAGCUGCUCGCCGCCUCGGCCAAGUACGCCAUCGUCCCCGGCCAGACGUACAAGUAUGGCACCGCCGGCUUCCGCAUGAAGGCCGACCUCCUCCCCGUCGUCUCCUUCCGCGUCGGCCUCCUCGCCGGCCUCCGCAGCCGCAAGCUCAACGGCCAGGCCAUUGGUGUCAUGAUCACCGCCAGCCACAACCCUGCCGCCGACAAUGGCGUCAAGAUCGUCGACCCCAUGGGCGAGAUGCUCGAGCAGGACUGGGAGGCCUUUGCGACCCGCCUCGUCAACGCCCCCUCCGACCAGAAGCUGCUCGAGGACUACAAGGCCCUGGCCGCCCAGCUCGGCAUCGAUCUCAACGCCCCCGGCCGCGUCGUCUACGGCCGCGACACCCGUCCUUCGGGCCAUGGCCUGGUCGUCGCCCUCGCCGCCGCCCUCGACGCCACUGGCAUCGAGCACACCGACUACAAGAUCCUCACCACUCCUCAGCUCCACUACCUGACGCGCUGCGUCAACACCGAGGGCACUCCCAAGUCGUACGGCCAGACGAGCGAGGCCGGCUACUACCAAAAGUUCUCUGACGCCUUUGUCCGCGCGUUGCGGGGCAGAAAGGUCCAGGGCCAGCUGCAGGUCGACUGCGCCAACGGCGUUGGCGGGCCCAAGUUUUCCGAGAUGCUCAAGGUCAUUCCCAAGGACGUCACCGGCUUCGAUGUCAAGGUUGUCAACGAUGACGUCCUCCGACCCGAGGUGCUCAACCUCGAGUGCGGUGCCGACUACGUCAAGACCAAGCAGCGAGCCCCCCAGAACCCGAAGCCCGUCCCCGGCCUGCGUUGCUGCUCCUUCGACGGCGACGCUGACCGCCUCAUGUACUACUGGGUCGACCCUGACACCGGCUUCUUCAUGCUCGACGGCGACCGCAUCUCGUCUCUCAACGCCUCCUUCAUCGGCGACCUUGUCCGCUCAGCUGGCCUCGAGGACGACCUGCGCAUCGGCGUUGUCCAGACCGCAUAUGCCAACGGCGCCAGCACGACGUACAUCGAGAAGCACCUGCAGCUCCCCGUCGUGUUCACCCCGACCGGCGUCAAGCACCUGCACCACGCCGCCUGCCAGUUCGACAUUGGCGUGUACUUCGAGGCCAACGGCCACGGCACCGUCGUCUUCUCCCAGGAGGCGAUGCGCACCUUCCGUGAGAAGGAGCCCCAGUCGCCCGCGCAAAAAGAUGCCCUUGAGACGCUGGCUGCCGUCGGUGACCUCAUCAACCAGACGGUCGGCGACGCCAUCACCGACAUGCUCAUGGUCGAGGUCAUCCUCGCCCACAAGGGAUGGUCCCUCAAGGACUGGGCCAUGACGUACACGGACCUGCCGAACCGCCUGGUUCGCGUCGAGGUGGGCGACAAGGACCUCUUCCAGGCCACCGACGCCGAGCGCCGCCUCAGCCACCCGCCGGGCGCCCAGGACGAGAUCGACCAGGUCGUGAGGAAAUACUCGAGCGCCCGCUCCUUUGCACGGGCUAGCGGCACCGAGAACGCCUGCCGCGUGUACGCCGAGGCGGCGACCCGCUCCGAGGCCGACGAGUUGGCGAACAAGGUCGCUCAGAUCGUCAAGCAGUUCGGCUCGUAG
Messenger RNA from Purpureocillium lilacinum, 1617 nucleotides. RefSeq names its product phosphoacetylglucosamine Mutase. Gene Ontology annotation, biological process: carbohydrate metabolic process; UDP-N-acetylglucosamine biosynthetic process. The record is from RefSeq and is a predicted model, not a curated record. NCBI's taxonomy places the organism in Eukaryota, Fungi, Ascomycota, Sordariomycetes, Hypocreales, Ophiocordycipitaceae. Gene Ontology annotation, molecular function: phosphoacetylglucosamine mutase activity; magnesium ion binding.